Messenger RNA from Cuscuta europaea, 668 nucleotides. NCBI's taxonomy places the organism in Eukaryota, Viridiplantae, Streptophyta, Magnoliopsida, Solanales, Convolvulaceae. The record is from the annotation of a GenBank genome assembly.
GUUAUUUCGUCAUCUUUUGGCUUCUCCAUUCUAAAAUUCUUCAUGGAGUUCGGUUCAAGUGACAUUCCCUUUAGUGCCUCUAAUCAAUUUCUCAACCGUUAGAUGUUAAUACAGUGCAAGUUUCUCCGGGAUCCACCAUGUACUGGACACCUGAUUGUGACCCUGCUUUGAAAUCGCGUGUUGGUAUGUUAUUCAAUAACUUACGGGAUGAUAUGUUUUUUUAUGAUCAAAUUGCACCAGUUUGUGGUUUUGAUUCACGUAAAAGCAGUCAACAGAAGGCUCGUGAUGACGUUAUUGUUUGGAAAUAUAUGGUGUGUAAUAGACAGGGAUUCAAAAAUGUAUCUAAAUCUACCACAGUUGCACCUAACACUGAUUCAUGCAACAAUGUCGAUUUAGCUAAUCAAUUGACUAGUGACAAUGAAGAUUUCACUAUUGAAAAUGAAUCAUGCGAAUCUGACGGAUGUGAAACUGAAGAGCAGCAUGAUGUUGAAGGUUUACCAAAUCCCGGUGUUUGUGUUAAUGAUGAGGAGAAAAAAAGACGAAGGGUUUCUAAUAGGUGUGGUUGCAGAGCACAUGCAGUUUUUAGGCUUGCAGACAUGAACCGAUAAGAAAUUACACUUUGAGGAGAGGCAUAACCAUUGUAUGUUUUCUGAUUUGUCGAUGCCAUU